Monopterus albus (swamp eel) is the source of this 6823-nucleotide messenger RNA. It is a transcript of the gene myo3a, whose product is annotated as myosin IIIA. Gene Ontology annotation, molecular function: protein serine/threonine kinase activity; ATP binding; microfilament motor activity. Bases 448 to 5835 code for a protein of 1795 amino acids. The transcript has 36 exons. Gene Ontology annotation, biological process: regulation of actin filament length; positive regulation of filopodium assembly; peptidyl-serine phosphorylation. Gene Ontology annotation, cellular component: filopodium tip; photoreceptor inner segment; stereocilium tip. Lineage: Eukaryota; Metazoa; Chordata; Actinopteri; Synbranchiformes; Synbranchidae. The record is from RefSeq and is a predicted model, not a curated record.
CUUCUCAAAUGAAUCUACAGGAAUUUGAAGUAGGUAAUGCCACCAGUCUCUCAGCUGAGAUGAACAGAAGUGAACUCUCAGUCUAGGUGUGGCUUGGCCCUACAUUGGCCCAUUCCCCAGCAGUGACCGUGUAAUGUGACACUGCUAAACAAUGGUGAGAGCAGGGCGGUGCAGUCACGACCUGCUGCACCUGACUCGCUCCUCACUGUCGACCACGCACUCGCCUGCUGUUAGCUCGUCUUCUCCAGGCGAAUUUAUGACCCUAUCAGCCUCAUCGGCUCCUGGCUAGUGUCAUGCUGAAACUAAUAUUUUGAGUUCUGAAAUUUUGCGUUCCUAAUUCCUGAUGCAUAACACAGCAGAGGAGUUUGGGUCACACAGGAACAACAUUAUGCUCUUGCUUGCUGUUGCUGUCACACACAACUGAUACCCUGGUACAUAAAUGUACUUAUGAAGGAGAUCCUCCUGAAUAUGUUUCCAAAAUCAGGGAAGUCCAUUGUCUUUGACAACUUUCCUGAUCCCACUGACACCUGGGAAAUUAUUGAGACAAUCGGGAAAGGGACUUACGGGAAAGUCUACAAGGUGCUCAACAAAACUGAUGGAAGUAAAGCAGCUGUGAAGAUACUGGAUCCCAUCCAUGAUAUUGAUGAGGAGAUUGAAGCAGAGUACAACAUCCUCAAGGCUCUUUCUGACCACACCAAUGUUGUCAAAUUCUAUGGGAUGUACUACAAGAAGGAUCUAAAAUGUGGGGAUCAGCUGUGGCUAGUACUAGAGCUUUGCAAUGGUGGCUCGGUGACAGAUCUGGCCAAAGGCAUGCUGAGGAGAGGAGACAGAGUGGAUGAACCCAUUGUUGCUUACAUCUUACAUGAGGCACUCAGAGGCCUCCAACACCUGCACAUCAACAAUACCAUCCACCGUGAUGUCAAAGGCAAUAACAUCCUGUUGACGACACAAGGAGGGAUCAAGCUUGUGGAUUUUGGUGUUUCAGCCCAGCUAACAAAUACCCGUCUGAGGAGGAACACCUCUGUGGGAACUCCCUUCUGGAUGGCUCCUGAGGUAAUAGCAUGUGAGCAGCAGCUGGAUUCGACCUACGAUGCUCGUUGUGAUGUCUGGUCACUUGGCAUCACUGCUAUAGAGCUGGGAGAUGGAGACCCACCCCUCUCUGACCUGCACCCAAUGAGAGCCCUUUUCAAAAUACCCAGAAAUCCUCCACCUACUCUCCACCAGCCUGAGCUCUGGUCAGACAACUUUAAUGACUUCAUCAGGAAAUGUCUGAUUAAAGACUUUGAAUUGAGACCAAAUGUGCUAGACCUGCUCCAACAUGAGUUCAUCAAACAGAUUGUAGGCAGAGAGAAAAUACUACAGAAACAACUGAUUGAACUCAUUGACCUCAACCAACAAAUAGGAGCCACUGAAAAAACAAGCCACCAUGGAAAGACAGAGAGAAGUACAGGCAGUAAUGACAGGCAUGAACGCAUCCACACUAAAAAAGGAAGCCGCAUGAUGUCGCAGUCUGUCCCAGAUGAGGUGGAUGACCUCGCCACUCUGGAAGUUCUAGAUGAGAACACAGUCACAGAGCAGCUUCAAAGUCGCUAUGGAAGAGAUCAGAUAUACACAUAUGUGGGAGACAUCCUCAUCGCAGUCAAUCCUUUCCAUAAAAUGGACAUAUACACUCCUGAGUAUACCAAGAUGUACAUAGGAGCUAAGCGCACCACUAACCCACCACACAUCUUUGCUGUGGCUGAUGUCGCCUACCAGUCCAUGGUGUCUUACAACGCAGACCAGUGUGUUGUGAUCAGUGGGGAAAGUGGAGCAGGGAAAACGGAGAGCGCUCACCUGUUGGUGCAGCAGCUCACAGUUCUUGGGAAGGCCAAUAAUCGGACACUGCAGGAGAAGAUUCUGCUGGUCAACAGUCUGGUGGAAGCAUUUGGAAAUGCCUGCACCGUGAUCAAUGACAACUCCAGUCGAUUUGGCAAGUACCUGGAAAUGAAGUUCACCAGCGGGGGCACAGUGGUCGGCGCACAGAUAUCAGAGUACCUGCUGGAGAAAUCCAGAGUCGUACAUCAGGCGGUAGGGGAGAGGAAUUUCCACAUCUUCUACUACAUCUAUGCAGGCCUGGCAGACAGGAAGAAACUAGCCCACUACAAGCUCUCUGACAGCAAAACCCCUAAGUAUCUGUUUAACGAGCAUAUUAAAUUGGGGCCUGACAUAGUGAGCAACAGCUUCUACAAGGAGCAGUUUGACACAGUGGAGCAGUGUUUCAAAGUCAUCGGAUUCACCCUGGAGGAGCUGGGCAGUGUUUACAGCACUCUUGCAGCCAUCCUCAACUCUGGUGACAUUGAGUUCUCUCCGGUUGCUUCAGAGCACCAAACAGACAAGAGCCACAUUUCCAACAUAUCAGUCCUAGAGAACGUGGCAUCACUGCUGAAUAUUCGCUCAAAUGAACUCCAGGAAGCCCUGACCUCCCACUGUGUUGUGGCCCGAGGAGAGACGAUCAUCAGGCCCAACACGGUGGAAAAGGCAGUGGAGGUGAGGGACGCCAUGGGCAAGGCUCUUUAUGGCCGCCUCUUCAGCUGGAUUGUCAACCGUAUCAACACGCUGCUGCGGCCUGACAGCCACCUAGGAGAUGAAGGCAAGGGCCUGAACAUUGGCAUCUUAGACAUCUUUGGUUUUGAGAACUUCAAGAAAAACUCUUUUGAGCAGCUCUGCAUCAACAUUGCUAAUGAGCAGAUCCAGUUUUACUUCAACCAGCACAUUUUUGCCUGGGAACAGGAUGAGUACCUGAAUGAAGAGGUGGAUGCUCGGAUGAUUGAGUAUGAGGACAACCGGCCACUCCUGGACUUAUUCCUACAGAAGCCCAUGGGAAUGCUCUCACUUCUGGAUGAGGAGAGUCGUUUCCCACAGGGCACCGACCAGACCCUUGUAGAGAAAUUUGAAGAUAAUCUCAAGUCGAAAAGCUUCUGGAGACCAAAGAGGGUUGACCUUGGCUUUGGUAUUCACCACUACGCUGGAAAGGUCAUUUACAAUGCUGCAGGCUUCUUAGCCAAGAACAGAGACACACUUCCAGCUGACAUUGUCCUGCUGCUGAGGUCAUCAGAGAAUGAGCUUAUUUGCAAACUAGUCACCCAUCCCCUCACCAAAACAGGCAACCUUGCCCACACCAAGGGUAAAGGCAUAAACACAGAGCACAGCCCACAGACCCCGACACGCACCGUCACCCUCGCCAAGCCAGGUGAACAAGGAGACGCAUCUUACCAUCCAAGAGAAACGACAAAUAUGAGAACACAGACAGUUUCCUCCUACUUCAGAUAUUCUUUGAUGGACCUGCUGUCCAAGAUGGUGGCAGGGCAGCCUCACUUUGUGCGCUGCAUCAAACCCAACAAUGAUCGCCAAGCCAGCAAGUUUGACAGAGAGAAGGUCCUGGUUCAGUUGCGGUACACUGGUGUUCUGGAGACUGCUAAGAUCAGACGGCAGGGUUACUCUCACCGCAUCCUGUUUGCUAACUUCAUACAGAGGUACUAUAUCUUGGCUUUUCAUGCCCAUGAGGAGCCAGCUGUGAGUCCUGAAACAUGUGCUGCAAUAUUGGAGAAGGCCAGGCUGGAGAACUGGGUGAUGGGGAAAACUAAGGUUUUCCUCAAGUACUACCAUGUUGAACAUCUGAAUCUGAUGGUACAGCAGGCCACACAGCGGCUCAUUCUGCUCCAGGCUUACGUUCGAGGCUGGCUGGGAGCUAAGCGGUACCAACGGAUAUUAAGAGAGCGAGAACAGAGUGCUGUGGUGCUGCAGUCAGCUUACAGAGGUCAUAAAGUCCGGAAGCAAGUAGCUGAAGACAAAAACAAAAAGCUUGAGGUCUUCAUCGUCCAGUUUCAAGCUGUUUGCAGGGGAUAUCUUGUAAGAAAGAAAUACAAGGAGGUGGUAGAUGAGAAGAACAAAGCUGCAACCAAGAUCCAGGCCCACUAUAGAGGGCACAAAGAAAGGAAAAGCUUCAAAAGAAAACAGGAAGCCAACAAGAAGGAGAACGCAGAGCAGACUCUGAAAGAAGAGGAGAAGAGCACAGAUAAAGAAAACACUUCAACUUCAGAAAGUGAAGUGAAGAGUGAAGAGGAGGAAACUAAGGCUGCUGUGGUUCUCCAAAGCAACUACAGGGGCUACAAAGAGAGAAAAAAGUUUAAAGAGAGAAAGAAGACAAUGGCUGGGCCUGAACUAGAGUCACCACCAAACACGGUGGGUGAAGAGGAAGGUGGACAAGAGCCUACCAGCAAUGAAGAAGAAAGAGAAAAGACAGAGCAAACAACAGGUGAUAAACAAGGGAAGAAUGAAGAUGAAGAAAGUACUUGCAUAGCAGAGGAGAACGAUGACAGUGAUCAAACACAGGUGCCAGAAGAUGAUGAACAUAGAGAAGUACCAGAUGGAGCAAUGACUGAGGACACCCCGGUGGCAGAUGCUGGAAAUGAGGAGGAGGAGAAUGCUGCACAGAAAGAGACUGACCACCUAGAGGAGGAAACCAAGGCAGCUACUGUUAUCCAAAGUAAUUUCAGAGGUCACAAAGAGAGGAAGAGGUUACAGGAAGAAGGCAAGAUCCCAGCUAAGAAACAGAACAGAGAAAGCCCAACUGGUGAUGAAGAAGUUCCCACCAUGAGCAGUCCUACAGGGGAGGCAGAAGGACAAGAACCAACAGAAGAAAUCAGCAGCAAAGAGACAGAACAAGAAUCAGAAGAACCAGUUUCUACAAGUGAUAGGAAGUCAGAAGAUGUAGAUGAGACUAAAGCAGCUGUGGUGAUACAGAGUAACUUCCGUGGCCACAAGGAGCGCAAGCGACUCGAGGAGGAAGGGAAGCUCCCCAAGAAAAUGAAGAAAGAAGAAGAUGUCACAUCAGAAACUCCAAAAGAAAAAGAAGAACAGGUGACACAGACAGAAGAAUCAGCAAAGGAUGUACCUGCUGAAAACCCAGAGGGACUGGAUGAGGAAAAAGCUGCGACUGUGCUUCAAAGUAACUUUAGAGGCCAGAGGGACAGAAAGAAAGUGAAGGCAGAAAGAGAAGCACAACAGAAAGCAAAGGAAGGGUCUAAUGAUGCAGAAGAAGAAACUAAAGAGGAAGCAGAGGAUGAGGCCCUGGAUGUCAUGGAUGUUGAGUUAGAACGUAAAGAAGAGAAUGCUGAAAAACGACUGGAAGAAGAACAAGCUGCAGUGAAGAUCCAGAGUAACUUCAGAGGGUACAAGGACAGGAAGAACCUGAAGGCCAACAAGCAACAAACGACACAGGAAGAAGCGGAGCAGCUACAGAACUUCUCCGCAGAGAUCACAAAGUCUUCUGAGGACUUUGUUGCCCUGCAGCAGAAGUUGAAUGAGAUCAUACAGGCCCAUCAAUCAAACCCAGACAACAAUGGCAUGUUUGUGAGAGGAAAAACAAUCAACAGCUAUAUUCCCCAGAAUCACUACUCAUCUGACAGAGUGUCGAGGGCCCCCCGCAGGACCCAGCCGCCGAAGACCCUGAACACGCCAGAAGACUCCACCUAUUACAACCUGAUUCAUAGGUCCAUCCAGGAUGAGAAACGCAAGACCAAGAAAGAGGAUCUAGGGAAGCUGCUGGAUGUCGAUGACCAGUACUACCAGGGCCUGUCCACCAGCAGGUCUGAACCCUCCAUAUCUACAGAGGAGAAAUCAGCUGAUGCCAGUAGACAGACCAGAGAGAGGGCUGUCACUGAACCAGGGCCUAGCAUACUUGCCAGAGAGAACAGGAUGCCCUCCACAGAGAGUCAGACUGAGGAGAAUCCGCAUGACUACAGACACCUACUGAGGAAGACGUCCCAGAGACGAAGGCUCAUCAAACAGUACUGAACCUGGGUCUGAUCUUUUUAAUUUUUUGGGACAUAAUCUGUGAAAGGCAAGAGGAUGACUCUCACUGUGUGGCAAUGCAUCAAGAGCUGCUUUUCCGCCAUGAAGUCCCUGGUACUUUUUAUUCCCAGGAACUAAAGCCCAGGAACUGUCCCUGGGGUAAAAGACCCUUGAGCGCAUUGUGAUGUACAUUUCCACAGCAGGGCCGAAGCCCAGGGAAGAUGAAACAAAUUAGCCUGCUGAUGUAAAAGCAUGAAGGUCUGGUUAACAUGUCCCAGUGGUGGAGGACAGGCUGCAGGCAAAAUUGAAAUGAUUGCUUUUCUGCAUGUUUGUACUCAUUUAACAAGUGUAUUUCCCUUACUCGCCAAGAUUUUAUUGCAAGUACAAGCAUAACGAUUGUUAACUCCGAGCAGGCCUGAUGGUUCACUUCAUGCAUGUCAUGCUUUCUUCUGUGCCCUCUGCCUGCUGCAGUCCAUGUGUGGAGGAACUGAAAUUCAGACCCUGGAUCAUCCAGUACAAAAUGCAGGUGGAGGAACUAUGUUCCCUAAAAGGUUCCUGCUCCCUGGGGAAAGUUGCCCUGGUGGAAAUGUGGCUAAAGCUUCUUCAGAAGCAUUUGAAAUUGCUUAGUUAGGGAAAUGAAAGGUACCUACUGCACUGAUUAUUGAUAGCCACCAGUCUAAUUAAUCUGAUUGAACAAUCUAAUAGACAGGAUGAAGGAACUGUAAAUAAGAAACUUAAAUUUGCUGCAGAUUAGACUUUUAUUUAGUCAUUUGUAAAGUAGAUAUUUGUACUUUAGCUCAUUUUGCUUUAUCUUUUUGUCAAAUAUUGUGUGUGAUGUUGUCCAUAUCAAUAAUUUGUUAUAACUUCAAAAUGCCUAUAGAUCAUGUAAAUAUGCAGGCCAUGCUCUUACAUAUUUAAUAUUUCACAUUUCAGUUCUUUCUGAAAAGUGUGCCUUUGGAAAAUCAGCUUCAGAAUCAUUAUCAUUUAAGAA